This is a messenger RNA of Funneliformis caledonium, 206 nucleotides long. The record is from the annotation of a GenBank genome assembly. Lineage: Eukaryota; Fungi; Glomeromycota; Glomeromycetes; Glomerales; Glomeraceae.
UGAUGGUAGUAUUGGGCUUGAUGUUAGACUUCUUAGUGAUGACAGUAGGUUUAGUGGAUGUGGAGAUAAUGGUAGAUUUGGUAGGUAUGGAGAUAGUGGUAGGUUUGGCAGAUAUGGAAAUGGUGGUAGGUUUGGAUGGUAUAGAAAUAGUGGUAGGUUUGGCAGAUAUAAAAAUAAUGGUAGGUUUAACAGAUAUAGAAAUGGUG